ACUCUCGGGCUGUAGACUCGACACUCCAGACGCUAUUUGAACUCCAAACGAGACGGACGUGCGAGCAGAUGCUGGCGGGGAUUGGUUCGGUUUCGAGGCCCGCUUAAAUUUAGUGUACCGUUUUUUUCGAGUAAACGCUUUUGAGAAUUUGUUAACACACGACGGCGUGCUGGCCAAAAUUGUCUAUUCCGGGUUCUAUUUCGGCGGCCAUCUACCUGAAAAGUUUAAAACAAACAAAACCGCAAAGGCAACAGGUAGAGGAAAUCGAAAGGGGAGGCCGACUGAUCGGAUGUGAGAGUGCCUGUGUCUGUGUGUGCGAAAUAUGGAAAUUGAAAAUGCAAUUUAUCGCAAAUUAAUGCCAAUUCCGAGUUAGUUGUUAGCCAUAGAAAUCGCUCAUUGGUUAAGUGUAAAGAGAAAAGUGUCGUGUGCUUGAUUUUCUACUCACUUUGGCCAUUGUUUUCAUCGCUAUUGCAGUUGUUUUUGUUAUUGUUGUUGUCAACGCGGAAGCCAAAAGUCUGGCAUGAAAAAUAUAUAUAUAUAUUUCUGAUUUCGCAACAAAAACAACAAUAGGCAAUUCCAAAGCAAAGUGCUGAAAUAGUCAGUUUACAAUUGGAGCUGCGGCGAGAAGUUAAAAAUAAACAAUUUGGUCGAAAUCCGUAGGAAAAGUGGAUGGAAAAGAGUCUCAGAAAUAUAAUAAUAAACUAGGGACUGAAAACUGUUGGAAAUUGCGAAAAAUAACAAAAAAUGAGAAAACAACUUAGCAGACAGCAAUAACUAAAGCGAACGAAAAGUGGAACUGCUAUUUUUGAGCCAAGUCGAACGUGGAAUUGACUUGACCCACAGAAGAGGCGCACAGCGAGAAAGAGACAGCCCGAUACCAGCUGAAAGAGAAGGCACCAUCACUCACAAUGCGUGCGGAUAGCUGGCUCUGUGGUGGCUUAAUGCUCGCCCUGGCCGUAAUGCUAACGCAGGCACGUUUCAUUGCGAAAAGAGAAACCGCCGGCUUAGAGCAGGCGGUGGCUUCCACUUCCACUGACCCUGACAUUGUUAGACCAGAAGGGGAAAGUGGGAGUGCCACAGAGGUCCAGGAAGUGGCGACAAAGUCCAGACUGAAAGAUGAGGGUGGAGGUAGCAAGGCGGAGAAUCAAGGGAACAUUCCUGAACAAGAUCAGAACUCUGAGAAGGAUACAGAAACCACCCACUCUUUAACUGCUGUUAAAAUAGAUUCCGGUAAAGAAGCUACUAGGGGCAUAGAGCCUAUUAAUAAAGACUCUAAGGUAAAGCCCCAAUCAACCACAGUAGGAUCUAUAGAAGCGGCGACCAGCAAUCCUUUGAAACCAGUUACCCUCGGACUAGAUGGGGAGAAGCCAGCUCCGAAUGCUCCUUCAAAUAAUGGGACCAAAGAAGCUUUGGAAAAGGACACUCAAGAGACGCUUCAACCCACAUCAACACCUUUGCGGGAAAGCACCGGAAAUCCUUUGAAACCUGCGACUCUGGGACUUGAUGAGGAAAAGAAACCUAAGCCUGUGACGGGGAUCAGUGACAAAAUCGAUCUAAGCAGCACCACCGAAACUCUCCCAUUGACUUCUUCUACGCUUGGUCUUACCAGCACCACCGAGGCAGUUCGAUCCACAACUCGAUCUUUGGAUCAUGCACGUUCCAUGCAAUACUCCUCCACCACCGAGGAAUCCAUUCAAAUCCUUUCGCCAGUGACGCCAAUGAAAUUGAGGGCCUUGCCGAUGACCUCGACGACUCCCGUGAUCACCACAUCAACAACUAGAAAGACAACUGCUGACUCCGGCACCACGCCCACCUCCUUUGCCUCCAAUGAGAAUGCUAUUGAGGAGUCUACUGUUCGACAGUUGCCGGAGAAGCGGGGCAAGUUCAUCAGCGAAAACUCCACAAAUGUCCAGCAACUUACGUUGCCGAAUACGGCGGAAGCGUGGGGUCUGGCCGCAAUGAAGUCGCUACCAAAGGGUCCAGUUACCACCUCGACCACCUCGACCACCACAUCCCCCACAGUGCUACCGAUUUUCAAUCAAACCGAUCUGGCCAAUGACAUCGAGUUGCCUCAGAACCGGACGGAGCAGCAGAAGGAGAAGAACCUACUCGACUGGCAUAAGAUAGCAAUGAUGCAGUCCUCUCCGGACAACCGCACCGAGUUUGUGGUCAGGACUACUCUGGAUGCCACUGAAGGUGCCACCCAGGCCACCACCGAAGCUCUGGAGGAGGAGGGUAUCACUAAAGGUGGGGAAGUAAUCAGUUUGGAUGAAAAGCCAGAGAGAUCUGAGGCCAAUUCGGAUGCAGUGACAUCGACUACCCCUCGAUCGGAGCUAUUGGAUGUUCCUUUGGUGAAAAAAAUGGCCGAGGCAGCUAAGGCCAAGUUAACAGAGGCCAUAACAGAGGCUCAAACGGAGGUGCAGUCCAUAACAGAGGCCAAUAAAGCGCUCUCAGUUUCCACAGAGCAGCCGAUAGCAGCUCUGAACACAACAGUGGCUGUAACAGCGAGGGUGGCUUUAGAAAAAGCUGAGCUUCCCAGGGAGCUAAACACAACAGAGGCUGUAACAGCGAUGGUGGCUCUAGGAAAAGCAGAGCUCACAACAACAACAACCACAACAGAAGCAACAUCAACCACUAAAUAUGUAGCGGCUGAAAGUGCAACUGCAGAAGUUGCAACAUCCGAAGUAGCAACACCCGAAGCAGCAACAUCUGAAGCUACAACAGCAACAGCCGAAAUCCAUACAAGUUCCACCCCCACCAGUACAACUGAAAUGGCAAUGAAAGCGGCUCAUGACUACAAAAAUAACGACAACAGCGCCGAUUUUGAUAAUAGCAGUAACGACGUCAUCGUCGCAACCACCAAGCAGCCGGAGCAGAGAGAGCAGCUCCCAGUGGCGACAACAGCAAAAUCGGUUAGUGUUCAAGUGGCUGGCGAGGCGAGCAGCUCGACAACGAAUCGGCCGGAUACAGACCUACAAGAUACAGGUGUGCGUGAAGCAAGUACUAUCGCGAGUACAACGACGCCUGUGGCAACGGCAACGGCAACAGCAACAGCAACGCCACCGCCAACGCAAACGGAAAUUGCGCAAAUUAGCAAUGAAGUGAAUUCGGAGGCAGUGACAGUGAAGAGUGCUCGUGACAGAGAAGAAGAUACUGGCGACAAAUCGGGUUUGAGUAACGCCAAUGAGCUAAUAACAGCUGAGAAAACCGAUAACGCGGUCAAUAACAGUGUGGCCACAACAGAGAGCCAGCGGCAGGCAGCAACAUCAGAGGCAACACCAGCAACAUCUACCACAACAACCACAACUGAGGGUGGCUCGACCCUGCUGAGUGACUUUAACAAGCUUAGUAAGGAGCACGAAUCAUCGCUGGAGACCAAUAACAUCGGAGAGUCACCCGAAUCGACGACAGCAACACCAACAGGAGCAGCAGGAGGGGGUGUUGCAACGGAUGAGAGCACAGCUGGCAAGGCAACAGGUGGCCAGGAAAGCGAAAAGGAGCUGCACCAUCAUGAGGCUGAACAGGUGGUUGAAGAGCAGGAUACAGAACGACAGUUAGCCAAGACAACGAUGGCUGUGGCAACAACAACAUCUACAACAACAACUGCAAGUACUACAAGUACCACAACUACAACAACAAGCACUACAACCACAACCACAGAGACUCCCACAACGACAACAACAAUGCAACCGCCUCUGAUAAGUCUCCUGGAUGAUACAACUACUCCGAAAGCCACCACUCCAUCAGUCGAACCUGCCACAGAGGACUAUAUUGAUUCCUCGACAGCUGAAAUACCUAUAAUUCCCAUCAGCAGCAGCAGCAGUAGCAGUAGCACCACCAGUAGCACCACCAUGCUGCCAGAGACGAGCAUCACCACUCCUUCACCCACACUGCCGCCCAGCUUUGCGGCCCCCUUUCCCAAUGAACUAGACCACAUACCGUCCAAUGCCCAGGGCAACGGCACGGACGUCAACGUAAUCAUAGCCAUCACAGUGAGUGUCAUCGGCGUGGUGGCCCUCAUCCUCCUGGUGGCGUUCCUCUAUCUGAUGCGCAAGCGCCAGAAGCAAAUGUCCUACGGCCAGAGGUGCCGGCCAGUCAGCCUGGAUGCCUACUCCCUGGACAAUGUCUCGGUGCUGGGCAGUGUGCGUCGCAAGGGUCGAGAUGUGAGGGCCUCCAAACGGACCUACGGCAAUGCCGCUUUCGACGAUCCCUCCCUGCGUCAUAAUCUCUUGACCGCCGGGGAACUGGCUCGCUUCGUGGAGCAACGCUCGGAUGUUUUCGAGGAAUUCCGGGACGUGCCACAGAUCAUAGCCAGAGCGGAUGAAGUCCCACCCGGCUGUGAAGAUAAGAACCGCUACGCCAACGUGAUUCCGCUUCCUGAGACGCGUGUGGUUCUCCAGAGACAGGGGGACGACGACAAAACGGAAUACAUUAAUGCCAAUUAUGUGCGGGGUCCCCGGGAUGCCCCCAACUACUACAUAGCCUGCCAGGCGCCGCUGGAAUCCACCACUAGCGAUUUCUGGCGCAUGAUCUGGGAGCAGCAGUCGCGAGUGAUCAUCCAGGCAACAGAUCUCAGUGAGAACGGCAUCGAGAAGUGCGCCGAAUACCUACCGCCAUCGGCGACUCUGGACAACCACAGUAGCUAUGGGGAUUACCAGGUAACACUGAAGCACCGCGAGGUGAAGGACAAAUAUGCCAUCUCCACACUGAUGCUCAAGCGGGUGGAUGGUGAGGAGAGCCGGGAGCUCACCCACUACUGGUACAAGUGGCCCGAGACGGGAGUGCCGGCCGAGGAGGCGCCCAUCAUCGCCAUGUUGCUGGAGGCACGAUCCUCGCUCAAGUCCUACUGCCUGGAGCAGGCGAACGAGCUGCGCGGCAAGUCAGCAACUCUGGAGACAUCGAUGGAUGCUGAGAGUGGCACAAAGACGGAGGCGAGCAGCACGUCGAGCAAUGAGAUAAAUGGAAAUAUUUCCAGCAGGAGUGCGGCUCGGAACCAACAAGGACCGCUAACCGUUCACUGUUCUCCAGGCACGGGACGCACUGGCACCAUCAUCGCCUCCGAUAUGGCCAUUCGCAGCCUGGAGACCCCCAAGCGGUCCGUGGAUAUUCCCCAGCUAGUCUACUACGUGCGACGGGGGCGGGCCAGCGCGGUGCAGACCAAGGAGCAGUAUGAAUUUAUCUACAAAGUAGCCAGCAUGUACGCUGCCAAGAUCACAAAUUUGUCCAAUGACAACUAAAGUCCCCAUCGAGUAGAAACCGAAUUUUUGAUAGAGUUCACAUUUCCAGUACAGACAUUUGUGGUCCGUGUCGGUUAUCAAUAGUAUCUGUAUUUUAUACGAAAUAGUAGCAUAACGUAGUAUUACGCUUGAAUGUUGGCACCUGAUUUAUCAUUGUUAUUUCUCGGGCUUUAAAUAUCAUUUAAAUGUAUGUAUUCCUUUAUUAUUGUGAUAUAAUCGUACAUUCGUAUAUCUCUUGAUAAUCUGUUGCAUAUUUAUAAUGUCAAUUUUUUGUUUUUGCACCAUUUUCGGAGCCAUACUAUCCGAAACAAAUGAUAUAUAAUAUAUUUGGAGCUCUCGGUAUGUUAGGCAAGUCAAAUAUGUAAUCAAAUUUUGUAUGUAUCUAUUUUAAAUGAGCUUUAAAGUACGUAAGUUAUUUAUAAGUUUACAUCAAGCUGUACUGUACUCAUAUUAUUGUGAAUUACAAGAAAAAAAUAUCUAUUUAGCAA
Drosophila ananassae is the source of this 5725-nucleotide messenger RNA. RefSeq names its product flocculation protein FLO11. The coding region runs from base 909 to 5237 and encodes 1442 amino acids. The record is from RefSeq and is a predicted model, not a curated record. Gene Ontology annotation, biological process: protein dephosphorylation. Lineage: Eukaryota; Metazoa; Arthropoda; Insecta; Diptera; Drosophilidae. The transcript is spliced from 5 exons. Gene Ontology annotation, molecular function: protein tyrosine phosphatase activity.